UGCUGUCAGCCGGCGGCUGACGCAGGGCGCUUCCUCCCGGGGAUGAAGACCCCUGCGGCGGGCAACCACCAGCCGCCGCGCCCGGCGCCGCUCGGGGCAGACGGGGACCCUCCGCGCCCGCGGUAGGGUGUCCCUCCCCUUUUCCUUCCCUUCCGCGCCCCGAAGCCCCCAGCAUGGAGCGCCCUCUCAACCUCAGCUGCUUUGCCGAUACGACCCCGGACACCGGCAACCGGAGCGGGAACUCCGCCGGUCCGGACGGGGACCGGGCGCCCCUCUCUGUAUUCAGCGUGUUGGUCCUCACCCUGUUGGCCAUGCUGGUGGUGGCCACGUUCCUCUGGAACGGGCUGGUCCUGGCCACCAUCCUCCGGGUGCGCACUUUCCACCGGGUGCCCCACAACCUGGUGGCCUCCAUGGCCAUCUCCGACGUGAUGGUGGCAGCCCUGGUCAUGCCCCUCAGCUUGGUGCAUGAGUUGUCGGGGCGGCGGUGGCGGCUGGGCCGGUUGCUCUGCCAGGUGUGGAUCUCCUUCGACGUGCUGUGCUGCACCGCCAGCAUCUGGAAUGUCACAGCCAUCGCCCUUGACCGCUACUGGUCCAUCACUCGCCAUCUAGAGUACACGCUCCGCGUCCGGCGCCGCAUCUCCAAUAUCAUGAUUGCCCUCACCUGGGCACUUUCUGCCUUCAUCUCCUUGGCCCCACUGCUCUUUGGCUGGGGAGAGACUUACUCGGAGAACAAUGAGGAGUGCCAGGUCAGCCAGGAGCCUUCCUACACCAUUUUCUCCACCUUUGGCGCCUUCUACCUGCCCCUCUGUGUAGUGCUUUUUGUGUACUGGAAGAUCUACAAGGCUGCCAAGUUUCGAAUCGGGUCUCGGAAGAACAACUCUAUCACCCCCAUUACACGAGAAGGCCUGGAGGUAAAAGAAGCUGCCCAGCAGCCACAGAUGGUCUUCACUGUCCGUCAUGCCACUGUUACGUUCCAGACGGAGGGAGACACGUGGAGAGAGCAGAAGGAAAAGAAAGCUGCCCUCAUGGUGGGCAUCCUUAUUGGGGUCUUUGUGCUCUGCUGGAUCCCCUUCUUCAUCACGGAGCUCAUCAACCCCCUCUGCUCAUGUGACAUCCCACCCAUUUGGAAGAGUAUUUUUCUAUGGCUAGGCUAUUCAAAUUCCUUUUUUAAUCCACUCAUCUAUACUGCUUUCAACAAAAACUACAACAAUGCCUUCAGGAACCUAUUCUUUAGGCAGCACUGAGCAGAAAAAGCUUUCCUGCUGUCCCAGGAAGAUCAUUUCAACUCUCAAUGAAUCCUAUCAAAUUCUUGAGGAAGAUCAAAGCCACAGGUACUGAGGUGAAUCUAUAGAUGCAUCCCCAUGUGUCAUACGUCCCAGCAACAGUCCUGGUUCCUAUGCAGACUCUCCAUCCCCCUGCUAAGUCAGCUGCUAUUUUAACUGCAAACAGCAUGUAGAGUUUCUCUGGCCAGCAGCAUGGCAUUCUCCCUCCAGUGCCCUUUCCUAAUGACGUUCUGUUUGGUGACAGUAACCGUGCAGAGGAGUCUGCUGGCAAGGAGUCAUAUUUGAAACUGAUUUGGCUGCUGCCGGUCUCUCACAGCAUUAACAACUUUGUCCCAUGUGCAAAGCUGGGACCCUUUAAUGUCAAGAGAUUUUGUGAUUAUCUAUAAAACUAGAUAUUUUAUGGGUUGGAUGAAAAGACUGUCUUUCACUUUUAGAGAUUGUUAAGUGUUUGUUUGGGGAAAUAAAACCCUCAGUAAUGGUUAAGAGCGGACUCUAAGUACAAAGCCUUUUCUCACAUGCUAUAUCAACAGCGAAUUGUGCUAUUUGCUAUUGGUAUUCUGUGUAGCAAGUUGGGGUCUUUUAAAUUAUUUAUUGUGGAAGCUUAAUGCAUGGUGUACCCUGGAAUGAGAGAGAAUGCAUGGGAAAUCCACUCUCGUUCUCUGACUGCUACGUGUGAGCAUCUGCCUGAGAUCUUUACUUUCAGAAAUACCAGCCAUAAAUGUUAAUCUUUGUGUCUGUUGCUUCCCAUUUUAAACCAUAAAUGUGUUUUGAGCAGCUUUGGGGCAAGUUUCCUGUAAUUGCAGGGGAUUCAGGAAGUGUAUUUCCAAUUGCCUGUCAAUGAGGAGCUGUGUUUUACUAUUUCUGAGUGCAAUUCAGGUCUUCUUGAAACCAAAGGCUCCAGUCCUGUGUGGUCAUUAUUGCUCUGUUGCCUUCCUGCCUUUCCAUGUUGCUAACAUAAUUAUAACAGUUGCCCUUUCACUCUUAGAAUUAGAAUUAUGCACUCUACGCUGCACUGCUAGAAGACUGACAGGCCUUCAGAUAAAGAAAAGCAUUAGUUUUAGCUGUGGGUUGUAUGGGGCAGCCGCUGAAAUCAGACCAGAAUUGAAAUGGUGGAGAAAAACAUGAGACAGGAAUCGGAAUGACAUGAUUUCGUGUCAGAUAUCUUAAGAAGAAGAGAUAAGAGAGAAAAAUGUCAAUAAAUCAUGGGAAAAACUCCCUGGGGUGGGUAGGAUUAGUUCCUAACCUUAGAAGAUUGCGAGACAUCAGAUGUUAAAAUUGUCAGCAGUCCUUUAAACCAGUCAAAAGUCCUGGUAGAGUUGGUAAUGAAAACCCUUUUUCUUUUCAUAUCUCAGGACAGGUGAAAAUGGAAGCAGAUCUCAAGGUGCUAUCAAGUGUUGAGGCUCUUUCAGGAGCAGUUAGACAAACAUUCAUCAGGACUGACAUAGAUGUAGCUGAUCCUGCCUUGUGGCAAGAGGAGAAAUAGGGUGGCCCCUGAGAUCUUUUUCAACACUAUUUGAUAAAAGUCUGUUUGAAAUAUUGGGUAAAAUCCUGCCCUCAAUGAAAGCAAUGGACAAAUUCUCAGUGAUUUCAAAUAAGUCAGAAUUUUAUCUAGCAUGUCUUGUCUUGUCAAAGUAUAGUUUUAAUGUUAAUUCAAAGAGAAGGGUGGGAUAGGAGCAAUCUUCAAACUCCCCUGAAAGAGUCUCUGAUCUGCACUAACUGUGGACCAAUUGGUAGAGAUUUCUUUGUUACAUAAUUUAAAGCCUUAUUAGUGACAUCUCUGAUGUACCAAAAAUUGUAAUAAACUCUUGAGCAGCUUUUUUUUUUUUU
Messenger RNA from Pezoporus occidentalis (night parrot), 3110 nucleotides. It is a transcript of the gene HTR5A, whose product is annotated as 5-hydroxytryptamine receptor 5A. Gene Ontology annotation, cellular component: dendrite; plasma membrane. The record is from RefSeq and is a predicted model, not a curated record. The coding region runs from base 174 to 1244 and encodes 356 amino acids. Lineage: Eukaryota; Metazoa; Chordata; Aves; Psittaciformes; Psittacidae. Gene Ontology annotation, molecular function: serotonin binding; neurotransmitter receptor activity; G protein-coupled serotonin receptor activity. The transcript is spliced from 2 exons. Gene Ontology annotation, biological process: G protein-coupled receptor signaling pathway, coupled to cyclic nucleotide second messenger; chemical synaptic transmission; adenylate cyclase-inhibiting serotonin receptor signaling pathway.